UUCCGAGUAAGGUUAAUUAGUUGCAUUUCUUGUUUUUUGCUUAGAUGUAACAAUUGUGUUUUGGAUUAGUUGGUACUUCGCUAUUUGUCUUCAUAUUUUAAAAGGAAAUUAGGUAAUGGCGGCGGUCUUGAGAAAAUGUGUGAGCACACUGCAACGGAAUAAUUUUCUGGGUAACCUUCUCAAGGCUACUACUGUAAAUGGAAGCUUGGCCUCCAGCACCAAAAGGCAUUUGUCCAUUCAUGAAUACAACAGUUUUGGAAUACUGAAAAAUGCUGGAAUAAGAAUUCCUGAAGGUACUGUUGCAAGUACACCUGAAGAAGCUUUUGAAGUUGCCCAAAACUUGCCAACCCGAGACGCAAUUGUCAAAGCUCAAGUACUAGCAGGUGGAAGAGGCAAGGGACACUUUACCGGUGGCCUACAAGGAGGAGUUCAAAUAGCAUAUUCGCCCGAAGAAGUUCGUGAUCUUGCAAAACAAAUGUUGGGAAAUAAACUUAUCACAAAACAAACAGGAGAAGAUGGCCUCGUUUGCAACAAAGUUCUUGUUGUUGAACGAAGAUAUCCAAGAAGAGAAUUUUAUUUUGCAAUUACAAUGGAAAGGGGCCUAACAAAAUUUGGGCCUGUCAUGAUUGGCAGUUCGGCAGGUGGAAUGAAUAUCGAAGAAGUUGCAGAGAAAACACCUGACAAGAUUGUCAAGCAGUAUAUUGAUAUUAUGCAGGGAAUAACAAAAGAACAAGCUCUAUCCAUGGCAGAGAGCAUGGGCAUUCCACAGGCAGCUUGUGAUGAAGCAGCUGAAUAUUUUAUCAAACUUUACAAUUUAUUCUUAGAAUCUGAUGCGACUCUAAUUGAAAUUAAUCCCUUAGCAGAAGAUUCAGAAGGUCAUGUUAUAUGUAUGGAUGCAAAAUUAAAUUUUGAUGAUAAUGCUGCUCAUCGUCAGAAAUCAAUAUUUGAAAUGCGGGACACAUCACAAGAAGACGAACGUGAUGUGACAGCAGCACAACUAAAUAUUAAUUAUAUAGGCCUCGAUGGAAAAAUUGGCUGUCUCGUAAACGGCGCAGGUUUGGCUAUGGCUACCAUGGAUAUCAUCAAACUUCACAACGGUUCGCCUGCUAAUUUUCUAGAUGUAGGUGGUGGUGCGACUGCAACACAAGUCAUGGAGGCUUUUAAAUUAAUCACUUCUGAUAGUAAUGUUCAUGCUGUUUUGGUUAAUAUAUUUGGUGGCAUAAUGAGAUGUGAUGUGAUAGCCCAAGGAAUUUUGAAAGCAGCUGAAACACUAGAUUUGAAAAUUCCAAUUGUUGUCAGACUUCAAGGUACAAGAGUAGAAGAUGCCAAAGCGCUCAUUGCAACAAGUGGUCUUAGAAUUUUAACCUGUGAUAAUUUAGACGAAGCUGCAAAAAUGGCUGUGAAGUUGUCAUGCAUUGUAGAACUUGCUCAGGAAGCUCAAGUUGAUGUGAAAUUUGAAUUGCCGAUUUAAACCAUGUUCCUCAUACUGUUCAAUUGAAAAGAAAUAUAUUAUUGCUUCAUUAUUUUUUUGAGACAACUUUAUUUGCAAUCCCGUUCCUGAAUUGAGUUUGAAGAACCAACCCUUGAGUCUAUACUGUCUAUACUGUUCAUUCCAAACUAUAUUGUGUUUGGUGUUCAUUUCCCAUGCUGGUGAAAAAUCUCAACUCCAUUUGUGCAAAUCAUACGUUAUAAUAUGUGGGAUACUCUGGUUAUGUUGAUAUUUUCUCAAUUACCUUGUUUGAAAAAGGCACAGUUAUUUUAAGUGUUAUGAAAUAUCUCGAUAUAGUUCUCUAUUGACUCUGUUUUACUAACUGUUCGAUAGGAUGUGUUGACUCGAACAUGUACAACCAUUGCUUGUGGUUUCAACAAUUCUUAAAGUGUCUUGUAUGCUUGGAUUACAUGUCGUACAUUGAU
Messenger RNA from Styela clava, 1914 nucleotides. RefSeq names its product succinate--CoA ligase [ADP-forming] subunit beta, mitochondrial-like. Gene Ontology annotation, cellular component: succinate-CoA ligase complex; mitochondrion. Gene Ontology annotation, molecular function: metal ion binding; succinate-CoA ligase (ADP-forming) activity; ATP binding. Gene Ontology annotation, biological process: succinyl-CoA metabolic process; tricarboxylic acid cycle. Lineage: Eukaryota; Metazoa; Chordata; Ascidiacea; Stolidobranchia; Styelidae. The record is from RefSeq and is a predicted model, not a curated record.